AUGUCAAACAAAUUCGCGUCUUCUUUGAAGGCGUUCUUUUUCGAUCACGACUGUUUUUUUUUUGAGAUUUUUUUUACAUUUGCAUCUUUUAUUUCGGCUACAAUAUAUUUUCGUUCCCCAAUCUAUCUCUCUCUCGCUCUCUCUCUCUCUCUCUUUCUCCCCCCCUCUCUCUCUGUUUUACUUUGUUCUCUUUUCUUUUCUAUCACCUGUUUAUCGGCACCCUCUCCUACCGUCAUCGUUUGCCUCAAACCUUUUCUCUUUCUCCUCCCUUCAUCGUCCUUGCUACCCUGUGAGCAACGACCCAACACUUUCGCUGCUGAGGCACGUGACCGUUUUGAAACGAACAUCUAUUCAAAGUUUUUUGGACGGUUGGCAUUUUGCCGCCAGUCAAACGGCCACGUGACUCAUCGGAUGCCUGCCAAAAAGUAUCCACGAAUAACAGACGACCUGCGGGCAUCGAGUCGAGAAGACUUCUUUUUACAUUUCUCUAUGCAGAUUCGAUAUUUUAUCUAUCUAUCUAUCUAUCUAUCUAUCUAUCUAUCUAUCUUCAUUUCAUUUCGAGCUACUUUGUUCUUUACUUUCUUUCUAUCUAUGUAUCUAUCCAUCAUUCUCCUGACAUCAAAAAUCUAUCUAUCUAUCUAUCUAUCUAUCUAUCUAUCUAUCUAUCUAUCUAUCUAUCAUAUCUUCAUUUUAUUUCGAGCUAUCUUUGUUCUUUACUUUCUUUCUAUUUAUCUAUCCAUAUUUCUAUCUUUGUUCCUUACUUUCUUUCUAUUUAUCUAUCCAUAUUUCUAUCUUUGUUCUUUACUUUCUUUCUAUUUAUCUAUCCAUAUUUGUAAUUUAAUUCUAUCUACCUAUCUAUCUAUCUAUCUAUCUAUCUAUCUAUCUAUCUAUCUAUUUUUUCUUUCGUUUUCUCUGUUUGUGAUCCGUUUAUUUCUUUCUUCUCUAUAUAUCUAUGGCAUAUGCAUUUUAAUUAUCAAUCUAUGUUUGUACUUUAUUUUUAUCUAUGUUACUUUAUUUUUAUAUAUGUAUGUUCUAUUCAUUUGUAUUUUCCAUCUAUCGAUUUUUGUCCUUUUUAGAUCAUUCAUUCUUGGUUUCAUUCAUUUUUCUGUCUAUCUAUCUAUAUUUCUAUCUAUCUAUCUAUCUAUCUAUCUAUCUAUCUAUCUGUCUGUCUGUCUUUAUUUUUUUAAUUUCAUUAUAUUUAUCGAUGUAUCUAUCUUUUUCAUUCUAUAUAUCUAUGUUCCUUCAUUCAUUUGUUUCUAUCUCUGUAUUUUGAUUAAUUUCUUUCUUUCUUUCUUUCUUUCUUUCUUCCUUUCUAUCUAUCUAUCUUGGUUCUUAUCAUUCAUUGUAUAUAAAUAUUUAUCUAUUUACUACUAUAUUUUUUCUUUUAAUUUCUUUCUAUAUAUUAGUGUUUGUUCUUUUCAUUUCUUUCUUUCUUUUGCAUUUCAUUUAUUCAUCCCACUAUCUAUGUUUUUUUUUCAUUUUUUCUAUAUAUCAUUAUAUGGUAGUUACUUUUCUUCGUAUGUAUCUAUUUAA
Messenger RNA from Acanthosepion pharaonis, 1533 nucleotides. The record is from the annotation of a GenBank genome assembly. NCBI's taxonomy places the organism in Eukaryota, Metazoa, Mollusca, Cephalopoda, Sepiida, Sepiidae.